AUGUUGGAAGCUUCAUCUUAUCCUGUCCCAAGGGAAUUACCAGCAUCAUGUGAGCAAGAAAGCAAGUGGAUUUAUAAUGCUUGCCGUGCUGUUGAGCUUCCAAACAAGCGGCCAUUAGAAGGCGGGGAAGACAUUGCCACAAGAAAGGCAGUCAGGCUGCUGGAAGGCGGUGACAGACAGGAAAAGAUGGAGGCUCUGCAUGUUCAUUCCAUUGUGCAUACAGAUCAACCAGAUAAUCACCAUCAAGCUGAUUGUCUGUAUGUUCUUUCAAUUGCACAAACUAAUCAACCAGAUAACCACCAUCAAGUGGAGAAUCAACCAGAUUCGAGUUCACUCAUCAACCAAAUUGGUCGAGACUUGUCAAUAAGCUGUCUCCUCUGCUGUUCGAGGUCUGAUUAUGGUGCCAUUGCUUCACUCAAUAAAAGCUUCCAAUCUCUAGUUCGGGGUGGUCAGCUGUAUAAGCUGAGGCGGGAAGCAGGAAUUGUUGAACAUUGGGUGUAUUUCUCUUGCAAUCUCCUUGAAUGGGAGGCCUAUGAUCCUAUUCGCUGUCGAUGGUUGCAUUUGCCAAGAAUGACGUCAAAUGAAUGUUUCAAGUGUUCGGACAAGGAAUCGUUGGCCGUUGGUACAGAACUUCUAGUUUUUGGAAAGGAAAUAACGUCCCAUGUUAUUUAUAGAUAUAGCAUUUUAACAAACACAUGGACAUCUGGCAUGAAGAUGAACACACCCAGGUGUUUGUUUGGAUCUGCCAGUCUGGGGGAAAUCGCGAUACUUGCUGGUGGUUGUGAUCCACGUGGCAAUGUUUUGAGUUCAGCAGAGCUUUAUAAUUCGGAAACUGGCACGUGGGUUGCUAUUCCAAACAUGAAUAAAGCUAGGAAAAUGUGUUCUGGAGUAUUUAUGGAUGGCAAGUUUUAUGUUAUUGGUGGAAUUGGGCCAGGCAAUUCAAAGAUGCUGACAUGUGGGGAGGCAUAUGAUUUGAAAACCAGAACAUGGCACGAGAUACCUGAUAUGCUUCCUGCCCGAAAUGGAGGGGCUGCGGUGACUGAAACCCCUGCUGCAGCUGAGGCACCUCCUUUAGUUGCAGUGGUAAACAAUGAGCUCUAUGCAGCUGAUUAUGCACAGAAGGAAGUGAGGAAAUAUGACAAACAAAAGAAUGUGUGGAUUACACUUGGGAGGUUACCUGAACAAGCAGCUUCGAUGAAUGGUUGGGGCCUGGCAUUUAGGGCAUGUGGAGAUCGACUUAUUGUUCUUGGUGGAGGGAUGAUUGAGCUUAACUCAUGGGCUCCGGGUGAUGGUCCCCCUCAGUGGGACCUGCUUGCAAGUAAGCCCUCGGGCAGCUUCGUGUAUAAUUGUGCUGUAAUGGGAUGCUGA
Molecule: messenger RNA, 1368 nt
Organism: Dovyalis caffra
Lineage: Eukaryota; Viridiplantae; Streptophyta; Magnoliopsida; Malpighiales; Salicaceae
Source: the annotation of a GenBank genome assembly